Molecule: messenger RNA, 801 nt
Organism: Aureobasidium musti
Lineage: Eukaryota; Fungi; Ascomycota; Dothideomycetes; Dothideales; Saccotheciaceae
Source: the annotation of a GenBank genome assembly
AUGGCCGAAGCCAAACGCCAAUCUACCGAGCCCCAGUAUGAGUUACUCUACCACCCUCAGAUCCCUGGUAGAGGCGAGUUUGUCCGCUUGAUGUUCGAGGCCGCAGGUGUCAGCUAUGCCGACGUUGCCAAUGACAAUCCACCAGACGACUCUGGACCCAAUGGAUAUGGCUUGGUCCAAGCUGUCGCAAGUCCCGAAAGCACUGGAGAUGAGGAUGGCAACCCUCCUGCUUUUGCGCCACCUGCUUUGCGUGUCCACGGAGCCGGCAAGAACGGAAAGGCCCUGCUGAUCCAUCAAACACCCAACAUCCUACUGUAUCUCGGUGGUCCUCUGAAGCUUGCUGGCUCGGACGAACCGGAGAAGUACUACGUCAACCAGCUUGCUUUGACUGCACUUGAUCUCAACAACGAAACACAUGACACACAUCAUCCUGUUGCCGUCAUGAAGUACUACGAAGAAGCACUCAAGAAAGCAACCGACUUCCGCGAGAACCGCUUGCCUAAAUUCUUCAGCUACUUCGAACGUGUACUCAAGCACAACAAACCCUCAGGACAAGGCAAAUAUCUCGUGGGCGCGUCUUUGACAUAUGCCGACCUUGCUUUGUGGCAAGUCAUUGAUGGACUCAAGUUUGCUUUCCCCAACGAGAUGAAGCACAGAAGCUCAGAGUCGCCAUUGCUGUUUGACCACUUCUACCCAAGUCUGAAGGCUGAGCCUUGGUUGAAGAAGUACCUGGACAGCAAGAGGAGAAAGCCUUACUCCAUGGGCGUCUUCCGGCACUAUCCCGAGCUUGAUCGCCAGUGA